Molecule: messenger RNA, 422 nt
Organism: Hyaloscypha bicolor E
Lineage: Eukaryota; Fungi; Ascomycota; Leotiomycetes; Helotiales; Hyaloscyphaceae
Exons: 1
Coding region: 37-288 (83 amino acids)
Source: RefSeq, a predicted model, not a curated record
GUAAUACUCCGUCUCGGAAGAUUUCAUCACAGAGGGAUGUCACCUAACAGGGUCGUGAGGAUGCACGGCACCAUCAGAUCCAGACCAAGUUCUCGCCCUUCAAGCCGGGUAAAGACCCCGCCUCGGGCCCGUACGAUACGACAAAGAGCAUCCCGGAGCAGGUUGUGGAGUCGGUGGCAUCAUCGCUCGCCAACCUCCGCGCCACCUACCUCGAGUGCCUGGUCCUGCACUCGCUCUAUCCAGGCAUACAGGACACUCCCAUGGCUUGGAGAGCGAUGGAGGACUUAGUGCCAUCCAAGUCGAACCCGCUCAGCCUGUCAAAUAUCGACCUAGAGUCGCUGCGCCGGUCUGCGAGCUGGCCAGGGUUGACGGUGGUGAAACGCUGGGAUGAUUCGAGUAAAAGAAACUACUGCAUGCCAGAA